Molecule: messenger RNA, 4702 nt
Organism: Carcharodon carcharias (great white shark)
Lineage: Eukaryota; Metazoa; Chordata; Chondrichthyes; Lamniformes; Lamnidae
Product: histone-lysine N-methyltransferase Smyd1-like
Exons: 10
Coding region: 44-1522 (492 amino acids)
Cellular component (GO): nucleus
Molecular function (GO): protein binding; histone H3K4 methyltransferase activity
Source: RefSeq, a predicted model, not a curated record
CAAGUUUAAAGCCCAUUCUGCGGUUCUGUCGCUCAUUCCCUCAAUGACGGUUGGCAACAUGGAAAAAGUAGAAAUCUUCAACACGGACAGCAAGGGCAGGGGCUUGAAGGCGAAGCAAGAUCUUCUGAGUGGAGAUGUGGUCUUCGCUGAGCCGGCAUAUGCUGCGGUUGUGUUUGACAACCUCACGAACCAUAUAUGCCACAGCUGUUUUAAGAAGCAAGCUAAACUCCAACGCUGUGGACAGUGCAAGUUUGCCCACUACUGCGACAGGACCUGCCAGAAAGCAGCAUGGACGGAGCACAAGAACGAGUGCUUGGCCAUCAGGAACUAUGGCAAGCCCAUCAGUGAAUCCAUCAGACUGGCUUCUCGUAUCUUGUGGCGGAUGGCGAGAGAGGGGGACGUCGUCUCUGAAGACCGCCUCUCAUCCCUCGAGGACCUCCAGGACCAUGUGGAUGACCUUAGCGAGGAAGAGAAGACACAGCUCACUUCAGAUGUUGAAGUUUUGCGCAGUUACUGGCACUCAAACAAUCAGCACUUUGACAGUCAAUCCAUAUCCCAUAUAUUUGGAGUGAUAAACUGCAACGGUUUUACAAUCAGUGACCAACGUGGGUUGCAAGCUGUGGGUGUCGGAAUAUUUCCAAACCUGUGCCUUGUGAAUCAUGAUUGCUGGCCAAACUGCACGGUUAUAUUGAACAAUGGCAAUCGUUCUGCAGUUAAUUCAAUGUUUCACACACAGAUGAGAGUUGAACUUCGGGCAAUCCAGCAAAUCAAGGCAGGAGAAGAGCUGACGGUAUCAUAUGUGGACUUCCUGAACCUAAGUGCGAACAGGCGUAAUCAGCUCAAAAACCAUUAUUACUUUGAUUGUACCUGUGAACACUGCACAAAGGGAAUCAAAGAUGACCUGAUGCAGGCUGUGAAAGAGGAAGAUGGCAAAAAGCCAUCGGAUGAAACUGUGAGUGAGGUUAUUGAGUUUUCAAAGACGACGUUGGAGAAAAUUGAUAAAGACCGAUCGGAGGGGCUCUGGAGUAAUGUUGUGAAGCUGUGUCGGGAAUGCUUGAAAAAGCAGGAGCCUGUUCUGGCUGAUACAAACCUUUACCAGCUGAAGUUCCUUAGCCUUGCCUCCGAAGUGCUGUCCUAUCUGCAGCAGUUUGAAGAGGCAGCAGGAUAUGCCAGGAAAAUGGUGGAAGGAUAUCAGAAACUCUACCAUCACAACAAUGCUCAGCUGGGUAUGUCUCUGAUGAGGGCUGGAGUGACACACUGGCAUGCUGGGCUCAUAGAACCAGGUCACGCUAUGAUUUGCCAAGCGUAUGGGAUUCUCCUGGUAACACAUGGCCCCACUCAUCCAAUCACCAGGGAUCUUGAGACUAUGCGGUGCCAGACAGAAAUGGAGCUGCGAAUGUUCAAGGAGAAUGAGUUUCUUUAUUACCAGAUGAGAGAGGCGGCAUUGAAGAAUCAGAAAAUGCAAAUAAUGGCAGAGCCAGCUGGCGAGUACGUCAAGGAGCUUUUCCACAGGAGAAAGUAAAGCAUUAGCGUUUGAUCAUUUGCUGUCGGGAGUUCUGAAUUGAUCAGUGCCACGUAACUCGCAGUUGAAGGAGAAACUGGGACGAGAGCGAAGAGAAUCUAGUUGCAAUCAGAAUUCGUUAAUCACUCUGUGAAGACAGCAAUUGAGAAAAAUUGGGCAGCGGUUUUUUCCCCCUCACAAUGGCAUUUCAUGCAAUCAUGUAUUUCCACGUAACUCGUGCACUUGUAAAGUAGUCACAAACGGUUUGCUAAACAUGCUUUCCACAAAGGCAGCUUCACCCUAGGCUAGUCGGGGGGUGGGGUGGAGGUGCAGGGAGAGAUUUGGACGUAAAGGGAGUAAUUUUAAUCUACUGAAAUCAGGUUAUAGUGAGCAGAGGGAAAAAAAAAAUCAGCAGUGGGUAACCAAAGAGUAAUAAACAGGGUUAGGUUAAAAUUACCCCCCCAUAUAUUCUUUUCUUCUAUCAUGGUGCUCAAUGCUCUACAUGUGCAGCUCUCCUUAAUUGCUUUCACAUUUAGUGUGUUGCCAAUCCAGUUCAAACCCAGUACAGAUGGACCCCAGAAAGGUUUCCUUGCUUCCAGUAGUUAGGCAGAGGAAAUGUCCUGUUUAGAGGUGUGGUGCUUGCCACCCACCCUCGCAUUGAUAGUGUUCUGGCAGACACCAGUGCACUGAGUGGCUGCCAAUGGCACACUUAUCAAUCUAAAAGCACUAGAAUUUGAUCACAAUUUCAUCCUGAACUGUUGAUAUAUUGCUUUAUGUAGGAUAGUACAAUCUGCCGAUAGCUAUUCAUAGAAUUGUACAGCAGAGGACAUCAUUUGGUCCACUUUGAAAAUGCUGUCUAUUUGGUCUCACUCCAUUGCUCUUUCCCCAUAACAAUACAAAUUUUUCCCUUUAAAGUAUAUACCCAAUUUUCUUUUGAAAGUUGCUAUUGAAUCUGCUUCCAACAGCCUUUCAGGCAGUGCAUUCCAGAUCAUCGUAACUUGCUCUGUUUAAAUAAAAAAUUCUCCUCACUCCCCUCCCUCUGGGGAAGAAAGUAGUAGAUGGAACGGCAAUGAGGAGGAGAUCUGGUGAUAUCCAGACUGAGCAACAUAUCAUUGAUUUAGAAUGGGAUCCACUCAAUUUGGUUUUUAAAAAGUGACUUGCAUGUAUAUCGUCCUUAGAGUAAAUACAGCUCUGUGUUCUUUGGCUGUAAUUGGUCCCUGGCUUUUCAGUUAUAAAUCUGAAUCCUAAAGUUUCCUCAGUGUUGAAAGUUCCAGUGCCUUGGCUCAGCUGGGAAAACCAUAAUUGGAGGGCUAGAGUCAUGUAGAGCAGCAAGGGCAAAUGUUAAAGGGAAGGUGAAAUCACCACUAUGGCUUAAAACAUACAAACAUUUAAUUAGGAGGAGUUGGCCACUCAAGCCUGCUCCACCAUUACAAUAAGAUCAUGGCUGAUCUAAUUGCAACCCCGCAUUCCCACCUACCCUCAAAAAAAUCUACCUACCUCUGCAUUAAAACAUAUUUAAAGACUCUGCUUCUACCAUCAUUUGAGAGAAAGAGUCCCAAAGCCUUACAACCCUAAAAAAAAUUUCCCCUCAUCUGUCUUAAAUAGGCAACCCAUAAUUUUUAAAGGGUGACCCCUAGUUCUAGAUUCUCCAACAAGAAGAAACAUCCUCUCCACAUCCACCCAUUCAAGACCCCUUAUGUUUCAGUGAAAUCACUUCUUACUCUAAACUCCAGCAGACACAAGCCCAACCUAUCCUCAUAAGGCAACCUCCUAAUUUCUGGUAUUAUUUUAGUAAACCUUCUCUGGACUGCUUCUAACACAUUUACAUCCUUCCUUAAAUAAGGAGACCAGUAUUGUACACAGUACUCCAGGUGUGAUCACAGCUGUAUAACCGAACUUAAACCCCACUUCUCAGGCUCCAUCUGGUGUGGUUAAAAAUGGAAUGAGUCUAUUGAUAUGUCUACUUUCACUCGACAUUCAGGAAUGGGCCCGACUUUAUUGUUGCCUCAGUUCAAAGGAUUAUUUUACUUUAAAUAAAAAGAGCAUUGAAACCACCUUUUACAAGCCUGUAGGGAGACAAAUUUCUCAUUACUUACAGACAAUUUCCCAGAGAUGAGGGGAUUUUAGAGACCAAAUUUCGCAGUGAUUUUCACACUUUGCAAAGCAUCCAAAACCGAAGCUCCAAUCUUACCCAUGUCCCACCUGUACAGUCAGGUGGCCAGGUUUGGGCUUGGCAAUGGAUUCUUGUAACCUUGCCAGCCAUGUGCCUCCCUUUAGCCUCUGUAUUGCAUUUGAUUGCCCUUUCUUGCUUUUACUCAGUCUGGAGAAAGUCACUGUUCAUUUCACCAACCUUUCUAUAAUUAUCAAAUGGAACCGUUUCAGAAAAUAAGGUGGACUGGGAUGCUUCUCCCAAUACCAUCAUGGGAAUGGUGCUGGAGUUACUACACUAGGGAUCCAGAGGCCUGUAUUUGAGAACAUAGGCUAAAAUCCUACCAUGGCAGCUAGGGAAUGUGAAUUCAAAUAAAUCUAGAAUUAAAAAGAUAGCAUCAAUAAGAGUGUCAGUUAAACUAUGGUUUGUCAUUUAAAACUCAUCUUGCUCAUAAUGACCUUUAGAAAAGGAAAUUUGCCAAUCUGACUCCAAACCCACAUCAACAUGGUUAACUCUUAACUGAAAGAGCCUAGCAAGCCACUAAUCAGAAGAUGGCUCACUACCACUGCUUUUCUGAUGAUAUUUGGGAUAGGCAAUAAUGUUGAGCUUGUCAAUGAUGCCCACAUCCCCUGAAUGAAUAAAAUAAAAUUUUAAUGUAAGAAACAAUCAUUAUUAGGCCAUGAGAGAUUUUACCAGGUGCCUGCCAAUCCCUUAUGAUAAAUGUAACAACAGCAAGGCUGGGGCAAAAUAAAAGUGCCAGGGAACAAAGUAAAUAGUGUAAGCAAUUAAGUUCAGAUUAGCCUUCCAAAUUCAUUAUUUCACACUGAAUGUGCUUACAAUAAUGUAUUUUUGCAAUGUUUGUCUCCUUAUCCUAUAGGCUCCCCCACUCCCCCAAAGUGUGUCUGAGCACACUUUAUAAUAGUUUAAGCUACUGAAGGUUACCAUUGUGUAGAAUGAUUUAUGUAUACUAAUCAAGUUAAAUGUUACAUACUUGACAUAGCAAACAAUGCCAGCUACAAGCACAUUAAAAUAAAUUCAUUUUUUGGGGAGUA